AUGAGCGAAAGUGAAAGGAAACCUCGUCUGUGUCAUCUAGUGAAAUGGCCAGAAUUUUCAGGCUAUGGUUUCAACUUGCACGCUGAGCGGGGCAAAGCGGGUCAGUACAUCGGAAAAGUCGACGAAGGUUCGCCGGCGGUGGCUGCAGGGUUGAAAGAGUCCGACCGCAUAGUUGAAGUUAAUGGGGUAAACAUUGGAAACGAGAAUCACCAGCAGGUGGUGUCAAGGAUCAAAGCUGGUGGUGAAGAGGUUACUCUACUCGUCGUGGAUGCUGAAACUGACAGUUAUUACAAAGAAAACCGCAUUCUGGUGACAAGUACAGACGAAGAUAUAUUAAAGUUUUCGGCAGCCCGCGACGAGCCACGCCCGGCAGAAACUGAAAGCACCCCACUAGACCCUGAGGAUGAGCCUGAACCAGAGGUUGAAGAACAGGAACCUGAGCCUGAACCAGAGGUGGAGCAGGACCCAGAAACUGUGCUCCAUGACUACGAAACUGUUCCUCCAUAUGUUAACCCUCAGGAUGAGGAGGAGCAGGAGGUUGCUGCAGAAGUAGAGCCAGAACCAGAACCGGAACUGGCACCAGAACCAGAGCCAGAACCAGAACCAGAGGUCAGCGUGACCCCGGCGGUGGUCAGUGAUGUGGUGGAGGAUACUCCUGUGAAGUUUUACCCACGUUUGUGUCACAUGGCAAAGUGGCCUGAUUUUGUCGGCUAUGGUUUUAACUUGCAUGCAGAAAGAGAUCGUACUGGUCAGUUUAUUGGCACAGUGGAUGAUGCCUCACCAGCUCAGACGGCUGGCCUUAAGGAAGGGGAUCGGAUUAUCGAAGUCAAUGGAUCUAACAUUGAGUCUGACUCUCACCAGGAGGUCAUUCGCAAGGUGAAAGCUGGCGGGGAUGAGACACAGUUAUUAGUGGUGGACACCGAGACAGAUGAGUACUACAAAUCUCGAGGAAUUCGGGUUCACAAUGGUCUGGAAGAGGUCCGUUAUAAGAAGUCUGAUCGCAGCGAAGUUCAAGAAAACAAGGAGAACCAGGUCCCCAGCAUGAACUCGGACAGUGGAGUCACUGCCAGGUUAUGUCACAUUAAAAAAUGGCCUCAUUUUCAGGGCUAUGGUUUUAAUUUACAUGCAGAAAAGAACAAAAGUCAUGGACAAUUUAUUGGUAAAAUAGAUGAUGGAUCUCCAGCGGAAAAUGCAGGAUUAAAAGAGGGAGAUAGAAUUGUGGAAGUGAACGGAGCAAAUGUAGAAGUUGAAUCCCACCAAGCAGUGAUAGGGUAUAUAAAGGCUGGUGGUAACGAAACAAGACUGCUCGUGGUAGAUUCUGCAGCGGAUCAGUCUUUUAAAUCCCGAGGAAUAAAGAUUAGUGGUUCCAUGUCGCAGCUCCAGUACAUCAAGACGGAAGACAGAGGGGCUCCAGUCAAUGGACAAGCAGAAGUCUCUCAGCCUCAACGCCAAAUGGCUCCUACUCCAGCAGUAAACUCUGCUCCGCCUCAGACAAAUGGCAAACCUGCUGACCUGUCCCAGGGGCUCCAAAUGUCCGCCAAAGAAAUGAGAGAGAUGCUUGCUCGUAAGAAGAAGGCCGAUCCAAAACACAACAAGAUGUCUUUCCAGUCCAAACUUGAGGCCUUCCAGAAAAUGUGAUUGUUGUAGCAACAGUCUAUAUCUGGGAUGUACAGAACACCUCUGUGGGCUGUACAGAACACCUCAGUAAACUCUAGAGGUGGGAAAUAUGUUAGAAUGAUGUUUCAUAUGUUAGAAUGAAGUUUCAUAAGUAUACAGAUACAUUUGAAUUAUAUUCGUGCAUCUGGUAAAGGUCGUCCAUAUAGAUUUAUUCAUGUAAAGAGUCGAGGUGGACUUGAAAUAGAGAUACAGUGAUGUUUCUGAUGUAGGUUGAUAGUACAGACAUACCUAUGUAUCAUGAGAAUUACGGUCUUACAGAUGUAUACAUAGAACAGAGAUUCCAGUUUGUUUUUUUCUCUAACUAUGAUAGGUUAUAUCUAUUAGGUGAAGAUUAUGAAUAUCUGUAUGAAUGUGGGUAAGAGCUCUUUGUAUGACUGCUACAUUAUAUAAGUUCCUCUAUGGCCAAUGUUCUGAGUGUUGUAAACACACUCUAAUCUAGUAUUUUCAUGAACUGCUGGAUUGACUUUUGGUCAAGCUGAGCUGAAGCCUGGCGUAUAUAUAAACAUGGUUGACCCUCUUGAAUUAUUAGACGAAUCCCAAAUGAAAUACCGCAUUUUGCUACAUUGAAGUCUACAUUGAUCAUCAUUUUGCAGUUUCUUGUACUCAGGACCAAGAAUGUUAAUACUGUGUGUUAUUCAUGUUUAAUUUCCUAAAUUUUGUAAGUUGGUAGAUCCAUGUCCUAUCUCCAUUCAACAGGAAAAGUAAGUCCAGUCGCCUCCUAUAGAAUCCAUGUACAUUUAUUUUGUUCUUGUUGAUUAACAAAAUAGCAUUUCUGAAAGUACAAGAAAUAGGAUUCCAAACUAAAAUAUCAAACUUCACCUUACACCUUAAACUAGUGAUGUUCUGUUUAAUUGACCUCGUCAAGUAUUUGUUGGUUACACCUAUUAGAUAAUAAUUGAAUACAUUGCUUGUCAGUAAAAUAAAAAGUGGCAUUCACGUUUUCUAUCUUUCGCAGAAAAGUCUUGAAUCUCGAUCAUGUCAAUGAACAUUACGAAGUGAUUAAGUAUCUGGUUUAAUGAGACAAGUCAUCAUAAAUAGACAGAUCUUAUCACAGUAGUGUAGUGUAUUCUUCAUGAUAUUGCGACAAAAAAGUGUUAAGUACA
This is a messenger RNA of Ylistrum balloti, 2780 nucleotides long. Its product is annotated as Na(+)/H(+) exchange regulatory cofactor NHE-RF1-like. The record is from RefSeq and is a predicted model, not a curated record. Gene Ontology annotation, biological process: protein localization to plasma membrane. The coding region runs from base 1 to 1638 and encodes 545 amino acids. Lineage: Eukaryota; Metazoa; Mollusca; Bivalvia; Pectinida; Pectinidae. The transcript has 5 exons. Gene Ontology annotation, cellular component: apical plasma membrane. Gene Ontology annotation, molecular function: protein-membrane adaptor activity; protein binding.